Messenger RNA from Syngnathus typhle (broad-nosed pipefish), 3647 nucleotides. RefSeq lists its product as uncharacterized. Gene Ontology annotation, molecular function: stem cell factor receptor binding; cytokine activity. The transcript has 7 exons. Bases 584 to 1630 code for a protein of 348 amino acids. Gene Ontology annotation, cellular component: plasma membrane. The record is from RefSeq and is a predicted model, not a curated record. Lineage: Eukaryota; Metazoa; Chordata; Actinopteri; Syngnathiformes; Syngnathidae. Gene Ontology annotation, biological process: cell adhesion; positive regulation of cell population proliferation.
UAUAGUAUAUAUGUAAAUAUUAUAUGUGUGUGUGUACUCGGCAGGGUCAAGGCAAUACUGACAAGUGACCAAGUUUAAUAAACAAAUGCAAGUCAUUAACUUAAUAGGAUGCCGGUGACCCCCAAAAAUAGUCUGGAAGCCCCUCAAAGAGCAGAUAAAAAACCAAUACUGGAUUCCUAAAAAUAUAAUGAGAAGCAUGCUUGUGUGCAAGUCCAAUAUGAAAUUAAUAUAUUCUAUUGUCUUUAAAAAAAAAAAAAAAAAAGCUCUGUUUUGAUCGUGAGAAGUUUGAAAUAUGCGCCGUAGAUGUUGCUGAUUGCUCGUACUCACAAAAUUCUCAUAACAUCUCUCGUUAUUAUGUUUUAUUAAUAUCACAUGCGUGUUUUCAGAGAAUUUUUUAGCAUAGUCUUCCUAUUUUUAUGAGCUUGAUGAUUGGAAAAUGACUUAAUUUGUGUACGCUUUCAAUGACACGAAAAGCCUGGUUGAAUAUCAAAGCCACACAUUUCCUCCAACCUGCAUUCAUUUACAUUCAAAAAAUCUCUCGGGAAUAACCCGGGUGAAAUACACCCCCCCCUCGCUAGCGCGUAUGCAGCGCCCACGCUCUGGUGACGGCUUGAUUGAUCCGUGGGAGAAGUCUCAGACGUGGUCAGCGUGUGACACGGUGACUCAGCCUGUAGGCGGCCUCUCCAGCCUUUCAAAAAGACUUCGCCAGUCUGUGUGGAGGCAGGCAGACGGCUGCUGGCCCAUCCUCAAGUUUCAAUGCUUGGACCUCGCACACACACGGGCUCACAGUUAUCUCCAGCUUUGGAUUAUAAAGACGCACUUCCGUGCAGCGGAUCAGCGCAGCCUUGCAUUUGUGCUCCAUAUGAGGGAGAAAAUCUUCAAGGCAGCUUGUGUCCUCCUGAGUCUAUUUACAAGUUUGAAUCUAUGCUGUGGAAAAUUUGGAACCCCGAUAACUGAUGAUGUGAGCAAGCUGUCGCUACUGAAACAAAACAUCCCAUCCGAUUAUGAGAUUCCUCUUCAUUACAUUCCCAGAGAAGUGGCUGGUGCGUGUUGGGUGGUAUUAAACGUUUACCCGUUGGAGCAAAGUCUUCGCAACCUAGCCAACAUGUUUGGCGCCGUCUCUUCCAACAAGGAAAAUAUCCUGGUCUUCAUCGCCAUGCUGAAAAGUUUGCGUUUUACGUUUGACCAUCAGGAACUGGAAACAGCGAUGCAAGUCUUCCAGUGUCACUACCAGGAGGGAAGAUUUAAGAAUGAGCUUUAUUUCGACUACAUCGAGGAGCUCCUCCACGUUGCGGCUCAUGAAGCAUCCAGCUUCUCCUGCAAGCCGCCACCUUGUCUCAAUACGGCAAAUGCACCAGGGGGUCAAAAGAAAGGUCGGGAUUACAGAUGGUGGAAAAGAACGCCGUUGCUUCUGGUUUUUAUUCCUGUAACGGCUUGCGUCAUUCUCAUCAUAUGGCGGAUCGCAUCUACGAGACAUUUACCGGCACGCCCAGUUGAGGAGAUCGAAAUGGCACCUCGUGGCAUCGUUCCAAGCGUGUCCGUCGUCUCCAUCCCGCUUCGGAAGCUCGCCCACGACACCGCUGAUGCUCUCCCGGAGGAGGACGUGGUCGCCGGGCAUGAAAUAAGAUGAAGAAUAAAAAUAAGGAUGAGAAGAUUCCGUAUGGGAGAAGCUCAGACGGCUCACUCUGACGUGAACUGAGGCCAGAGCGUCAUAUGUGGAUUAAGCUUUGAAUCCCAAAUGAAUUCUGGAGUAUUGAAAAAUGAAAUCGGGAGAAGGCCUGGACUGGAUCCUCUUCUGGACGAAUGGAUCUCCAGAUUUGCUGAAUGGCGACUCGAGUCAUUGUGACAUGGACUUGAGUCACCGCUCUGACUUGACUCAAGAGUUGACUCAAGACACUCACAAAAUUGGCUAGCAAUAGCCAAUCAUGACCUUAUUAGUCUUCUCAUGUUAUGAAGACCAUGUUCUAGAUAUUAAUGUUGACAAUCGGGUUCGAAUCGACUUUGGACUAAACAUCUUAAAUCGUUCGACCCCUACGUAGGACUUGCUUUCGAUAUCGAUGAUCAAUACUUUUAGCAUAUUAUAUAGGCGUCCCGAUACCCCCUUCCCACAUAUAGCCAUUAGAUUAUGAUUACGCAUGUCCAGUUAUUUAUCUUAAGGCCUUCUCAGCAUAUAAACACGUAGAAAGCGAUUCGUCCGAUCCACUCGUGCACUUGUUGACAUUGCGAUGAUCGGUCGCAGAUGGCAAAGCCGCCGGUCGCAAACAACACUGCGCUUGCGGUUCAACAAGGGUCCUACUUUGUGUAUCAAAGCUUGCAGCAGAUGGCAAAGAUAGCCACGGCCAGACUGGCCUGUGAAUCCCUCCAUUGUGUGUUCCGCUCCAGCCGUGAUGUAUCGCUUCUUCUUCUUGGUCGCAGCGAAGAGCACUGAACUUUCUAAUGGCUCAUUCACUGAGUCAAACCCAAUCAUGAGGAUGUGUGGGGAGAGGAUUCGUCAUCGACACACACACAGAAAGGGAAGACAGGAGCGUCGAGGAGAUACGGACGGACGGAUGAGCUCAGUGAGGAGCAUAAGAGGGACGCUUGUUCUCGCUCCACAAAAGACGUGGCCGUAGGCUGGAGGAAAUGCCACUUACCAACACGAUUGAGCGCGAUGAAUCAACGCAGCAGGAAUCUCGGCGGACCGCACGCAACUGCUGAUGAUGAUUAAUAUUCCAAUAACAAUUUUACAGUAUUCCAAUGAUUGCUUUCCAAGGAACCACUUUAUUAAAAUAUACCAAAGUGGAAAUAGCUAAAACAGAAAAGUUGGACAUGUCUCCCAAAAACAUUUAGAACAUAGGUGGAAUUUCUCCAAUUUAAAAUGUGUUUAACGGUGAAGUUGAUUUGACCUAAUGUCGUUCUAAAAUUUGACCCCAAUAUGCCAAACUAGUGAACAUUCUAAAUAAUGUGUUCCUUGGAAGUUACAAUGUUUACUGAAUCUCCCAGGGAAUUAUUUUUUUGUGUAUACGUGUGGAAAUGUGAGUCAUUCAGCAACAAAAUACUGUGAGCACAUUUCUUCCUUCUAUAUGUGUGUCUUGAAGGGUAACAUUUGCCAUGUACAGUAAGAAACUGGAAAGCUCGUCAUCAAAUCACAUCCUGCUUAAAUCUAAUAUUCCAAUUGCAUUAUUUAGCCACAAUGUGAUAAGGUAAAGUCCCAAUGAUCAUCUGGGAAAGUAUAAGAAACAGAUCAUUUUGAUGCAGUGCCAUUCUACACCACUGCCAAAAUAUUUGCAUUCACUGGAUUUCACAGUGAGAAAAACAAUAUAACACUAUUAACAUAAUUAUGCAUGAAAAAGAACUCUUUUAUGGUUGUGACAUUUAUACUGUGUGUUUGUUGAAUAUUUUGCAAUUUUUACAAGGGAAGUCCACAGCAACACCGAACAAUUAUUGAAUGCAUUCUUCUUUUUGUUAUUUGAGAAACUGGUGUUAUUAUUGUGGAAAGAAUCGGAAGGAAAAUAAUUAAAUGAUACUUUAUUUAUUACAUACCAGGGUUUAGCUACGGAGCUAUGGUAAGCAUUUUUUUCAUGUUACAAGUCUAUAAACAAUUUGUAAACCGAUUUUGUGUCAUAGAUUUCCUGUCUUGAAAUAAACAAUAAACGUAUUUUUCACAA